This is a messenger RNA of Didymella exigua CBS 183.55, 585 nucleotides long. RefSeq lists its product as uncharacterized. The record is from RefSeq and is a predicted model, not a curated record. The transcript has 2 exons. NCBI's taxonomy places the organism in Eukaryota, Fungi, Ascomycota, Dothideomycetes, Pleosporales, Didymellaceae. Bases 1 to 585 code for a protein of 194 amino acids.
AUGGCACAGUGCCAAAUCAAGGCAAUUCUCUUCUGCUGGAAACAAGUCCAAGGGCAGUGCACCACGAGUGAAGGUGAAUGCACUAGCGCCGCACGCCAAGCGCCGCCUGCAAACAAAAAAAAUUCUCCCGCGCUGGACCUGCUUCUCACUAAACGUCAACUCAGUCGAUCACCACCACCCAGAUUGUUUGUUGCGAACAUCGCCAGCACCAUGGCACCCAAAAUACAUGUAGUCGAUCCGGACACGGAGACAGUCAUCGUUCUCAAGAAUUUGUGCACAAAAUUCAUAACAUGGAGCGAGGCAGUCGCUGGGAUCGCCAAAGAAGAGCCCAGGGCCAUUACUGGUAUCCUGGAUAACGGCUUAUCCGAACGUCAGCUGAGCCGUGAAGCUUUUCCUGCUAAGGUGACACUCACGAACGAGAAAGAUCGUAGUAAUUCAAUUCAUCUCGGGCGACACUGUGCAGAAGCUUCUACCCGAAUCGCAGCCGGGGCCUGGCCCGGGGAUCCACUACAAGGCAGCCUCCCGCCACCUGUAGCUCGCAUCGUCCUGGUUCAAGCGCGCGACAGCAAAAGAAGGAUGGGCUGA